Molecule: messenger RNA, 647 nt
Organism: Armigeres subalbatus
Lineage: Eukaryota; Metazoa; Arthropoda; Insecta; Diptera; Culicidae
Product: histone H3
Exons: 1
Coding region: 37-447 (136 amino acids)
Cellular component (GO): nucleosome
Molecular function (GO): DNA binding; protein heterodimerization activity; structural constituent of chromatin
Source: RefSeq, a predicted model, not a curated record
UACCCGUUUCGAUAGGAAGGAAACCAAUCAACUACAAUGGCUCGUACCAAGCAAACCGCCCGUAAGUCCACCGGAGGAAAAGCUCCCCGCAAGCAGUUGGCUACCAAAGCCGCUCGCAAGAGCGCCCCAGCCACCGGCGGAGUCAAGAAGCCGCAUCGUUAUCGGCCAGGAACUGUUGCUCUGCGUGAGAUCCGUCGCUACCAGAAGUCCACUGAGCUGCUGAUCCGCAAGCUACCAUUCCAGCGUUUGGUUCGUGAGAUUGCACAGGACUUCAAGACCGAUCUGCGCUUCCAGAGCUCGGCUGUUAUGGCCCUUCAGGAAGCUAGCGAGGCCUAUCUGGUUGGUUUGUUCGAAGAUACCAACCUGUGCGCUAUCCACGCCAAGCGUGUCACCAUCAUGCCCAAGGACAUUCAACUGGCUCGGCGUAUCCGCGGUGAACGUGCUUAAAUUGAUUUAUUUUGCCACGCUGCACCAUCUACAAACGGCCCUUUUCAGGGCCACUAAACACUUUUCAGAAAAGAGUUGACGGAAUUUUCCUACCAAUCAAUCGACAAAAAAUUACAGAUCGAAAAAAAAAUGCUGCUGCCACCGCUCACUGUUCGAACAGGCAGCGAAUCCGGGUAGCGAAUUCGUUUCAUUGCUUUCUC